This is a messenger RNA of Bufo bufo (common toad), 3352 nucleotides long. It is a transcript of the gene MBD1, whose product is annotated as methyl-CpG binding domain protein 1. The transcript has 17 exons. The record is from RefSeq and is a predicted model, not a curated record. Gene Ontology annotation, molecular function: DNA binding; zinc ion binding. NCBI's taxonomy places the organism in Eukaryota, Metazoa, Chordata, Amphibia, Anura, Bufonidae. Bases 180 to 2153 code for a protein of 657 amino acids.
UGGCUUCAUUCUCUGCGUUCCACAUUUCUCUUCCUGUACCCGCGGAUUAUGGCCGUCGUAUUCGGGCCGCGCUUCGUUUGACCGGAACAGGAAGGAAGUUUGUUUCCGUUUCCUGCAGCUCUCCCGCCCGUGCUAGAGUCAACGAAGGCUUAGUAGGCGGAUAGGCAUCUCCUUCCACCAUGUCCGAGGGCUGGCAGGAAUGGCCUAUUCUGGGACCCGGCUGGAAGCGGCGGACGGUCACCCGCAAAUCCGGAGCCUCUUCUGGUCUUUCAGACACCUACUACCAAAGCCCCUCGGGACAACGCUUCAGGAGCAGGAAUGAGCUGUCCAAAUUCUUGGGGGACUCCGUGGACCUGUCGUGUUUUGAUUUCAAGAGCGGGACAAUAUUACCAGCCGGAAAGAGGAAACCUCUUAGGGUGUAUGUCCGGACUGCGAAAACUGUGAAGGGCGCGUCCGAGACUCCUCCUAAGAAACAGCGGACGUCCCUUCCCAAGGACACCGACCAAGACCUGCAGAAUGGAAAGGAUGUGGAGCCGUCGCAGAUUGUGUGCUGUCGCGGCUGUAACACUUGGUUUACUGGAGUUCUGUUUGGUAAAUCAAAGCAGACGGUGUGGUACUGUGCGGACUGCAGAGCUUCCAGACGAGCCGACAACAAGCUGCAGAAGCAGUUAAAGUCGAGCGGUUGUGGGUUGUGCACUGCCUGCCGGGUGACGGAGAACUGCGGACAUUGCUCAGUGUGUCUCCUGCGAUCUCAAAACCCAGAAUUCGGAAGCUCCUGGAAGUGCGUGAGAAGACGCUGCCUGCAGGUUAUCAGAAAGGGCGGGGUCUGCGGCCGCUGUCCGGGCUGCUCUAUGAAGGAAGACUGCAAAACCUGCACUGUGUGUGUCGCCAAGCAGAAGACCCCGGAGAUCAGCGACAAGUGUCUGAAGCGCUGGUGUCACAAUAAGAAACACAAACUCAAACCCCCACCAUCCAAAAAGUUGACCAAGAAGUUGAACAUGGGAGGAAACUGUGGUCAUUGUAUAGGCUGCUGCACGCUAGAAAACUGUGGUGCCUGUUCUCUGUGUAUCCGAAAACGGCAGAACCCAGGCCGGAAGAUCAAAGGAAAGUGUCUGAAGAGGCGGUGUCACAAUAAGAAAAAAAAAAUUAAAGUGAAGCCGAAAAUUGGGCUGAAAGCAAAGCACUUGGUAGGCCGCCGCAAGAACCGGAAAUGUGGGGAGUGCGACGCCUGCCUUAGGAACUUGGACUGUGGCGAAUGUGACUUCUGCCAAGACAAGCCCAAAUUUGGUGGCCGCAACCUAAAGCGGCAGAAGUGUCGCUGGCGGCAGUGCCUGCGUUUUGCCGUGGAGAAAAACAUCCCGCUGUAUCUGAAAUCUUCCAAUCACCCCAUACUGGUGGAGCGGAUCCAGAAGGAGGCGGCAGAGGCCUCGGAGAACGUGGAAGCCAUGAAACAAGAUGAAGAAGUGCAGUUGCCACCCAAAAUACCGGUCAUAAGGCUUGCAUUAAAAAAUGGAGGAUACCCUUCUGCGGAUGGGACAUGCGGUGGCUGGGUCAUAGGUGGCGUGGAUACCAAAGGGAUGAAACAAGAGAUCAUCAUUGACGACGAGGAUGACGAGCAGCCCCUGGAUCUUCAUUGCCCAUUGAAACCGGAAGAGUUUGUCACGGAGGAUGAUGACGUAAUGCUGGCUGACGAGAGCACCCCGGUGAUCAUGGAGAUUUUCAGUCUGGGCGCCUACAAUUCCAGUAAUGGUAUAGACCUAGUCCUGCAGGAAUUUAUGGAGGAGUUGAAUGAGAUUCCUCUGCCGGCUCAUUGGGAAUUAAUGCCUCUCAACGGCCCUAACCUACACCUGGUCCAGAGGUCCAGGAUGUCCACCAUGUCAGAGACAAUCAUCCACAUACUACCGGGACUUCACUUCAAUGUUGCCGUGAGGAAUUAUACGGUCCCUGCCAGCCAUGAACUCUUCAGAAAGCAUCCGAGUCGGCUCACCACCGUGGACGAAGUCGUGGAGCUCAUUUGUGACCUGGAGGCUUAUCGUCCUUGCGCAGGUCUUCCAAAAAGCGGGCCAUGUUCUCCAAGCUGUUCGAUCUUGGUGUACGAGGAACGGUGCCCCGAAUGUUGCACAAUGCCCUGGCCGUCAGGCAAUUAUCACUGAAGCGAGGGGGGUGGGGGGAGGGCGAAUAGACGGGCCAAUGCUCAGGGACAAGGAACUGCUCACAUGAAUUUAGCAGUGAAAGGAUUGUACAUUUUGGAAGAAGACCCUUUGCUCGUAUGGACAAACCUGUGUAUCCAGUAGCAGUGGUUCAGUACGGUGGAUGGUUAAACACCCCCCUCCCGUUAAAAUUUAGCACCUCAAUGUACACGUCUCUUACUUAUACAUAGAUGUCCAAAGAAGAGCGACCGAGGAGCACCAUAUGGUUUUUAGUAUGGGCUUCCUGCGCGCUCACAAGGGUAGAUGUUCAUGUGAACUGACUUUUAUUUUAGCUCUCCGUAGGUGUAUCUAACCAUACAUCGGCCUAAAGCUUCCAACCCAUUUUCAGUAAUAGGGACCAAAUAAAAGCCAUGUACUUUGAUUAGUGAUGUGUGUAGGCUACAGAGAUAAUAAAGACGUUGUAGAGGGGUGUCACCUGCUGUAAGGCAGACAUACACAUUAGAUAACUGCCAGCUAUCUCCGUACACAUGCAUGCUUGGCCUGAACAGGGACAUUGCAACUACUAGACACCUCUAGCUCAUCUCCCCAAGAACACAAGCACUGUUCAUGUUUAAAUCCAGCUGUGGGAUUUUUGUCUCCCCUGUCAUCCGCCAAUGAGGGGAGUCAUCGGGCCCCCUGUGGACAUUAAGUGGUGGGCGAUCCUGCUGCCAUUUAUCUAAUGUAUAUGGCCAUUUUAAAGAGGUUGUCACUAAUAACACUUAUCCCCUAUCCACAGGACAGGGGAUAAGCAUCUGAUCGGUGGAGGUCGGGGGUCUGGAAGUGCCGGAUAACCCCCCCCGACUGCAUCCUUCACUCCAUUCAGUUCUAUGGCAAGUGCUGUACUUGGCAGUCCCAUAGGAGUGAGUGGUGAAGAGGACGCACUGGCGCACUCUACCGCUCCGUUCUCAUGGGACAGUUCACGGGCACUUCUCGGGAUCACUGGUAGUCCCAGCCGUCCGACCCCUUAUCCCCUGUCCUGUAGAUAAGGGAUAUGUGUGAUUAGUGGCUCCUAUCCUCACCGACCUGACGCAACUAGGCAGUACAUGGACAGUCAUUCACACGUAUGACCUACAUGUAAUGUCGUGAGUGGGUAGACGGUUGAAACUGGAGCUGUGGUGAUCUCCUUGCAUCAGCUUUUUUUUUUAAAGGGAUUGUCCAGGAUU